This is a messenger RNA of Conger conger (European conger), 2888 nucleotides long. RefSeq names its product protein shisa-like-1a. The transcript has 5 exons. The record is from RefSeq and is a predicted model, not a curated record. Lineage: Eukaryota; Metazoa; Chordata; Actinopteri; Anguilliformes; Congridae. Bases 215 to 772 code for a protein of 185 amino acids.
GUUCUCUCUGGCGCGGGAGCAGGAUGUGCUUCGGUUCAGCGUGCAGUCACCCCGGGAGCAGGGGGAACGGGAGAGAGGGGCCAAACUGACCGAAAACAGACCCCCCCCACGAGAACCACAGCCGGGCAGCGGCGGAGCAGCAGCUGAGAUGAGAGGCUUCAGCGCGGGGGUGGAGGGGGCCUGAGACUGCAGUGCCAGCGGGGGCCAGCGGAACAUGACCCUCAGCGGGACUCGAGCCCUCAGCGUGCUGGCGGCUGUGUUCAUCCUGCUGUCCACAGCCGCCCUGUCCGCACACUACCGCGUGUGUGAGCCCUACUCCGACCUCAAGGGGCGAGAACACUCUGGCUUCCACUGUCCACGCCUCUCUGACAACAAGACCUACAUGUUCUGCUGCUUUCACAACAACACGCCCUUCAGGUACUGCUGCAACAAGACCGAGUUCCAGAUCGUCAUGCAGCACAACCUCUCCAGCCAGACAGACGGCCUGCAACACAAUAACUACACGGCGCUGGUGGGCGUGUGGAUCUACGGUUUCUUCGUCAUGGUGCUGCUGGCCCUGGACUUCCUGUAUUACUCGGCCAUGAACUAUGAGGUGUGCAGGGACCACCUGGAGCGCUGGGGCCUGGGGGGGCGCUGGCUCAAACGCGCCCGCAGCCAGUGGAACAACACCCCCCCAGAGGACCCCAUCGUGCUCGCACACCACCCCCGACACAGCCUGAGGGGGGACGCCCAGAGCCCAUCCCUAAUGUCCUUCCACACCUCCACAGCCUGAUCUAUGAUGAAGUAAUACAGAUGAAACAGGAAGUGGACGUGGGCUGGACUACAAACAAAGCAGGAAGUGGGUGUGGACUGGACUACAAAUACAACAGGAAGUGAGCGUGGCCUGGACGAUACACACAACAGGAAGUGGCCAUGGUUUGGACUAAAAAACACAACAGGAAGUGGCUAUGGUUUGGACUACAAACACAACAGGAAGUGGGUAGGGCUUGUUGCACAGUUUCCUGGACACAGCCCUCCUCUUUGUUCAGCACACGGCCCAUAAAUACGCUCACAUGCACAAACUCCCUCUGAUCCUUCUGAGCCUGGCCUGGGUCCAGGGUGCCUCCCACAGCCAGACAGACUCAUCUCUGGGGAGAUCGACCGAGACCCACCCAAGAACAUCAGGAAAGUGUCUGGGGUUUUCGUUUUUUGGGGGGCACCAAGUCCUGCUGCCGCUCCAUGGUCACACUCCACACUCCACACCCACACCCUCCCCAAAAUGGUUUGUAGUGUUCCUGUGUACCCGAAUGGGGCUGGUGUAAGACUGUUUGCACUCUGGAUGUGUGUGUGUGUGUGUGUGUGUGUAGAGACAGCCCUCUGUGCGCACUCUGGAUGUGUGUGUAGAUCACACUGUUUAGCUGGGUCUAGACACAGCGGUGAGUAGAGAUAGCCCCAGUGUUAUUUAUUGGUCUGUAAGUAAUGUGAACUUGUCAGGGAAUCACAUGAUGAACGUCAGAGAGGAAUGAGUGGGCUUCAGCACCAGGGAAUCAGGCCAGCCGAGUCCAGUUCACUGUCCUCCUUAAAACCAGAACAGACCCCCUGUCUGUCCUCUAUUCCUGCUUAGGGGGGGAAUCAAAGAGUUUUUGAUUCUUUAGUUUUAUUUUUUUAUCAAACGCAGGAUUAUUUCUGGCAUAUAUUGCAUCCAUUUUCCAACCAGCUGCAAGAUUAAAACACCUUCCUUAAAAGACCUUGGAAAUAAAACAUUGCAGCUGAAGUUAAAGAAUUUAAGAGUGAACUUGCAAGCAAGCGGCAUUUACAGUAACACAGGCAGGGCAAACACAGGACUGCAGUGUAAAACACAGGCAGGGCAAACACAGGACUGCAGUGUAAAACACAGGCAGGGCAAACACAGGACUGCAGUGUAAAACACAGGCAGGGCAAACACAGGACUGCAGUAUAAUAACACAGGCAGGGCAAACACAGGACUGCAGUAUAAUAACACAGGCAGGGCAAACACAGGACUGCAGUGUAAAACACAGGCAGGGCAAACACAGGACUGCAGUGUAAAACACAGGCAGGGCAAACACAGGACUGCAGUAUAAUAACACAGGCAGGGCAAACACAGGACUGCAGUAUAAUAACACAGACAGGGCAAACACAGGACUGCAGUGUAAAACACAGGCAGGGCAAACACAGGACUGCAGUGUAAAACACAGGCAGGGUAUAGUUUGCGUUAUUGCUGGCUUCACUGCUUCUAACUGUCAAUCAUCGUCACAUUCUCUGACAAACUUUCUAGAGUUUUCUAUUGUAUUUUUUUGCUCCUGACUGCACCACUGAAAUACUUUAAUUAUAAUUAUUUUGUGAACGGUAAAGCCUAAUUAGCGUUUCUAGCCCUGGGGUGUAUUUAAAUGAAAUGUGUUUAAACUACUGACCUUUUCGGAUUAAGAUUGUGUUGCGUUAGCAGGCAGGAUAGUAGUUUUAUAGUUGCUGAAUGCGAGAUCCUUUCUGCAGAGGUUAUAGUGACAUUCAUCAUCUUCUGCUGCCGUUUUAUAAUCAGUGAGAGUGGGGCAAGGAGGUGGGAGAGAUGACUGUGUUUAUGUACAUUACAGCAGCCAUCACCCCCGGCAGUGCUGGGCUGUAGGGCCUCACUGUGAGGAGAAGCUGGAAUGGCAGACAUGGAGACCUGAUCAAAUACGUGAAAACGUGGGAGAGGCGUUUAUCGUCGCCAUAACGACCACAUCAGCAAUAACACGCAACGUUCUGGCCAUUCUGGCUGCGCUGUAAACAUCUGGAAAACAGCCCUUACUGCAGCAGGGCUGAGCUGAAACCGUCAUCACACCGGGUCCAGUCCGUUCACACCUCCUGGGUCCGGUCCGUUCACACCUCCAGGGUCCAGUCCUGGGUCCGGU